AUGGAAGAAUUAUUGAUUAAAUUAAAUGAUUUACCGGAUGAAAUUCUUAUAAUUAUUUUAAAAAAUUUAUAUAAUUUCGAAACAUUCUAUUCUUUAAUAGGUGUUAACAAACGAUUCAAUAGAAUUGCACAUAAUUCUAUAUUUACAACUCAUUUAACAUUGAUGACUUUCUUGAACGAUUCCAUCUAUUGUUUGCCUGAUUUAAUACUCGAUCGAUUUUGUUUACAAAUUUUACUAGAAAUUCAUUAUAAAAUCAAAUGGCUUAAUCUUGAAUCGAUAUCUAUGGAACGUAUUCUUCGUAUUACAAAUUAUCCUAAUUUAUAUGGACUUGGUUUAUAUGGUAUUGAUGUAGAAAAUGCUAUAUCUCUCUUUAUUAAUAUUCAACAAACAUUUAAAGAUUUUAAAAAUAAUCAAAUUAUUUCUUAUGUUAAUUAUUUUGAAAAAAGAAAAUAUGGUUACGGUCAUAUUUAUUCUUAUCCAUAUAGAAUGAAAUAUUAUGAUAAUGUCACAAAUAAUUUUCCGGGCGGAUUAUUUAAAUAUGUUGCCAGAGUAACAUUAUAUGAUGAUCAUCCAUUUGAAUAUGAAUUUUUUGUUCAAAUUUCUUAA
This is a messenger RNA of Rotaria sp. Silwood2, 606 nucleotides long. NCBI's taxonomy places the organism in Eukaryota, Metazoa, Rotifera, Eurotatoria, Philodinida, Philodinidae. The record is from the annotation of a GenBank genome assembly.